UGUCGCACCACCCUAGGAUGGCGGAGAUGAAGUAUGUUGUCGUUACCGGUGGCGUGGUGAGCGGCCUCGGUAAGGGGGUAACAGCUAGCAGCAUUGGCCUGCUGCUCAAGUCAUGUGGCCUUCGCGUCACCUCCAUCAAGAUCGAUCCCUACCUCAACAUGGACGCGGGAACCAUGUCACCCUUCGAGCACGGGGAGGUGUUUGUUCUUGACGACGGAGGGGAGGUAGAUCUGGAUCUUGGCAACUAUGAGCGGUUCCUGGACGUCACUCUCACAAGGGAGAAUAACAUCACGUCUGGGAAAAUAUACCAGGCUGUUCUGGAGAAUGAGCGGAGAGGGGACUAUCUGGGAAAGACUGUGCAGAUUGUUCCCCAUUUGACUGAUGUCAUCCAAGAUCGAAUCCAAUCGGUGGCCAAGGUUCCAGUGGACGGAACUCCUAACCCUCCAGACGUAUGCGUUAUCGAGCUUGGAGGAGUUGUUGGUACUCUUUCGCAUUCUUUAUUUCAAGCUCUUCUCACCUUGGGUUCUCCUCCUCCUCAGGGGACAUUGAAUCCAUGCCAUUUAUUGAGGCUUUACGACAGCUCCAGUUUUACGUUGGUGCUGAAAACUUUUGCCACAUUCACGUCAGCCUUGUCCCAGUUCUUGGUGUUGUCGGUGAACAGAAGACAAAGCCUGCUCAGCAAAGCAUUCGUGAAGUUCGCGCCUUCGGUUUGGUACCGCACUUACUGGUUUGCAGGAGCGCUCAAAAACUCGAGGACUACACCAAAGAGAAGUUGUCCCAGUAUUGCGAUGUCUUGGUAUGCAUGUGUUUUUGGGGCUUCAGUGUCAAAGACCAUUUCUCCUUGCAUUCAGACUUCCGACAUUUUGAACAUUUACGAUGUCUCAAAUAUUUGGCACGUGCCCUUGAUAUUGAGGGAUCAAGAAGCGCACUAUGCAGUCUUAAGCCGUUUGAACCUGAGUCCUGCCGAACCUUGUGUCGAGAAAUGGUCGGCCAUGGCACGGUCUUGCGAGAACUUAACCGUUCCGGUUCGGAUAGCAGUUGUUGGAAAAUACACUGGUCUUGCAGAUUCGUACCUCUCCGUUUUAAAGGGUUUACAGCAUGCGUGUAUUGCAUGCUCGAGACGGCUACUUGUUGACUGGGUUGCAUCAUCCUCUUUAGAAGAUGCUAAGCGUCACGAUAUGGCUGAGGAAUAUGAAUCAGCUUGGAGUAUGCUAAAGGAUGCUGACGGUAUUUUAAUUCCCGGGGGCUUUGGUGCUCGGGGUGUUCAAGGAAUGAUAUUAGCUGCAAAAUAUGCUCGUGAAAACAAUGUUCCCUUUUUGGGCCUCUGUCUUGGCAUGCAAGUCGCGGUCAUUGAGUUUUCUCGAUCGGUCCUCAAUUUGGAGAACGCAAAUAGUACCGAGUUUGACCCGGCCACGCCGUAUCCCUGUGUUGUUUUUAUGCCCGAGGUUUCUGAUACGCACAAGGGUGGGACGAUGAGGCUAGGAUCCCGCGCCACUCUAAUUCAGACACCACACUGCAUAACCGCAAAGCUAUACCAGAAGGAGACGCAUAUUUACGAACGGCACAGGCACAGAUAUGAGGUGAAUCCGCAAAUGGUUGAAGCGUUGGAAGGCGCUGGAUUGUGUUUCGUUGCUAGGGAUGAGACUGGAAGACGGAUGGAGAUCAUGGAGCUGCCAAGCCAUCCGUUUUACGUGGGAGUUCAGUUCCAUCCAGAAUUCAAAUCUCGACCUGGGAAACCGUCUCCUCUGUUCAUAGGUUUUAUACAGGCCGCUUCGGGACAAAUGAAUGGCUACAUAAAAGGUGACCCGGGCACAGCGGUGAAAGCCAAGAUUGUGGUAACAAAGAGGGGGUAUAGGAGCAAGCCUCCAAAGAGACCGGAGACGGGGGUGGGCUACAAGCCCCGGGGCACGGGGCCCAGGCGUCCACCGCCUUCGUCAGCUGGAGCUACAGCUAGUGUUCCCAAGCCGUCAGUGCCCGCAGCUUACGAAUACGCGAGUGUAGGAAGGAGACCGUCGUGGCUUCCAAGGGCGUCUCUCCUCAGGCUGCAAGCUGUAGAGCGCCCGGCCUUUCGGUGAUAUAAAAGAAAAAGGAGGAGGGAGGGAGGGAGGGGACAUGUUAUCUCCGAGCGGUGGCAGAGGUCAGAGCAAGCUGAGGUGCCGUGCCUGACGCCGACUCCCUUGUUUCCCGCAAAUACCCUGCUUGUCUAACGCCAGGAUCGGCCAUCGGCUCAGAGAUUGGGAUUUGAGCGAGUGUGAAUGCCAUGCCAUGAAACGUCAGAUUCCUUGAAAGGCC
Molecule: messenger RNA, 2292 nt
Organism: Selaginella moellendorffii
Lineage: Eukaryota; Viridiplantae; Streptophyta; Lycopodiopsida; Selaginellales; Selaginellaceae
Product: CTP synthase
Exons: 20
Coding region: 18-2075 (685 amino acids)
Biological process (GO): pyrimidine nucleobase biosynthetic process; CTP biosynthetic process
Molecular function (GO): CTP synthase activity; identical protein binding
Source: RefSeq, a predicted model, not a curated record